This is a messenger RNA of Eruca vesicaria subsp. sativa (arugula), 1149 nucleotides long. NCBI's taxonomy places the organism in Eukaryota, Viridiplantae, Streptophyta, Magnoliopsida, Brassicales, Brassicaceae. The record is from the annotation of a GenBank genome assembly.
AUGUCUCAGACUCCCAACGGCAACGAUGCAAACAAGAAACCGCAAGAAAACGAAGAAGAAGAAGAAGUAAAGAAAAGCUUCUCCGAAACUCCAUACGACGUCACCGAGCACAUCCUCGCCAUCACCCGAAGACGUCACUACCCGAACCUCUCUCUCGCCUCCAAAACCUUCAACAGCAUCCUCCUCUCUCCGGAACUCUACAAAAGACGCUCCAACCUCGGCGUCACCGAACCAAUCCUCUACGCCUCCAUCGGCUUCCCUCCUUCCGAACCCCCUAGCUGGUACAUUCUCCACCAAGACCACGUUUCUUUACGCCUACGCAAGAUCCCUUCACUCCCUUCCCGCCUUCUCAGCGCCGUCGUCACACUCGGACCAGAGAUGUACGUUCUCGGCGGAAGCGUCGGCGGGAACCCCACGUCGGACGUGAACCUCAUCGACUGCAGAUUCCACACGACUCGCUCUCUCCCAAACAUGAAAAGAACUCGAAGCCACGCCGUCGCCGGGGCCAUCGACGGGAAGGUGUACGUCAUCGGAGGUUGUGUGAAGAAGUCUGAUGAUUGGGUCGAGGCCUUUGAUGUGAAGACUCAGACGUGGCGUGACAUGCCUGGUGCGUUGCCUAGUGCUCAUUGGGAAGGAAAGUUCGUGACGAGUGCUGUGAUGGACGGAAAGAUGUUCGUUUUGGACCCGAGUUCGGCUUGUUUGGUUUUCGAUCCCAGAGUAGGUGUUUUGGUUUGCUGGAACGAUGGAGGUGAGCUUAUGAAACUGUGGCAAGCGUCGUCGUGUGUGGUUGAUGAUAAGUUGUAUACUAUUGAUCUUGGGCGGUCUCUUAUGUGGCCGAUAGUUGUGUAUGAUCCAAAGGCGGAGGAGAAGAGGUGGAGACCGGUGCGUGGUGUGGAAUUGAGGAGAGAUUUGCUUCCUUUUAGCUCUUAUUAUGACUCUAAAAUGGCGAAUCUUGGUGGGAAGUUGUUGAUUCUGGUCGGUAGUGCCGCCUGGCCUGUUUUUCAUUGCGGGGAUGAACAGGUUUUGUGCGUGGUGAUCGGUUUGGAAAGACACGGAGAUGAGAUUUAUGGGCAUGUUGAGUCAACUAAGCUGGUGCUGGAAUCCGAGAAGUGGCCUUCCAUUGAGCUUUCUCGAACUGUUACUCUUUGA